This is a messenger RNA of Ananas comosus (pineapple), 771 nucleotides long. RefSeq lists its product as uncharacterized. The transcript is spliced from 2 exons. Gene Ontology annotation, cellular component: membrane. The record is from RefSeq and is a predicted model, not a curated record. Bases 1 to 771 code for a protein of 256 amino acids. Lineage: Eukaryota; Viridiplantae; Streptophyta; Magnoliopsida; Poales; Bromeliaceae.
AUGGCCGAGGACGUACGCGACCUUGUCGACCUCGCGCGGCGCCAGUGCUGGCGCUCGACCUCGGCCCCCGACCCCGCUAAGGACACGCACCGCUCCGAGGUCCUGAAGCUGAUCCGUGAGAUCAAGAUGGAGAUCGUCCCCGACCGCGCGUGCUUCACCGCGAUCUUCGAGCCUGAGAUACAGAAAGAGGGAGCCGGCCGUGCGCGUUCACAGCAAGCACCCCAGGACCCUCUCCUCGUCGACCGGAUAGUAGCGGACGCCGCGGUGCGAUCGUACCGCACUAAACACCGCAAGACCGCCGUCACCUUCGGCUUCUCGCUCCCGCCGACCCUUUCCGGCGUUUCAGCAGAGGCAGCGCGGUACCGAGCCGGCAGUUUAAGGCGAUAUGGGGCGACGAUCGGGGAGUUUUCCGUACCGCCGGGGAUCGUCGCUCACCCGCACGUCAAGCGGCUACUCGUCGUGUCCCAAAACCUGGGCAAUCUCUCUUCUUUGUACAGCAGCCAUGCAAACGUAGCCGGGUUCGAGAUCGUCUCUCCGGUGCUAGGCCUUCUAUUCUACAACGCAGCGGUAGCUCCUCGCAAUUCGUCAGCUAAAAUUAUUCGAAUUCUGGUUGCCGAGAAUCCCGUUAGAGUGAACUUCUCCGCGAACACAAUGGCGAGAAGAUCAUUUUGCGCGGGGUUUGAAUUGGACGGAAAUGUUAGGAUAACCGACCGAACAGCAAGCGGAGUUUGCGAAGACACGGGGGCAGGGGCAUUUGCGGUUGUGUGUUGA